Messenger RNA from Adelges cooleyi (spruce gall adelgid), 1469 nucleotides. It is a transcript of the gene fd102C, whose product is annotated as fork head domain-containing protein FD5. The transcript has a single exon. NCBI's taxonomy places the organism in Eukaryota, Metazoa, Arthropoda, Insecta, Hemiptera, Adelgidae. The record is from RefSeq and is a predicted model, not a curated record. Gene Ontology annotation, biological process: anatomical structure morphogenesis; cell differentiation; regulation of transcription by RNA polymerase II. Gene Ontology annotation, molecular function: RNA polymerase II cis-regulatory region sequence-specific DNA binding; DNA-binding transcription factor activity, RNA polymerase II-specific. Bases 31 to 1035 code for a protein of 334 amino acids.
CUCCGAUUCAUUCGCGUCCGUACCGCCGUCAUGUGUAACAGGCCUGCCGACGAUGGCCCGGAGUCCGACUCGCAGGCCAACUUGAACCGUUACCGUUUGCAUUUGUACAACUACGCGUUGCAGGCCGAACGGCUACGACUAUCGGCCGGCGGGUGGGGUGCCGUUUGUCCUGUUUACCCGGCGGCCGCCACUGGAAUUUAUCCCCCCAGGUUUCCGGUCGCGUUGUUUCAUCCUGGCGGCCAGAAUCCGGACGAACCCAAACCGCAACACAGCUACAUCGGGCUAAUCGCCAUGGCCAUACUCCAGUCGUCCGAAGGCAAACUAGUGCUGUCCGAUAUUUAUCAAUAUAUAUUGGACAACUAUCCGUACUUCCGGACCCGGGGACCCGGCUGGCGAAAUUCGAUCCGGCACAAUCUGUCGCUGAACGACUGUUUCGUCAAAGCUGGACGAAGCGCCAACGGUAAAGGCCACUACUGGGCCAUUCAUCCGGCCAACGUGGACGAUUUCAAGAAAGGCGAUUUCAGACGGCGAAAAGCGCAACGCAAGGUCCGACGGCAUAUGGGACUGGCCGUGGACGACGACGGAAACGAUUCACCCAGUCCGCCACCGCCUCCGUCACCGUCCGUAGCAGCGUUGUCACCGGCAAUGUGGCCGUCGCCGCCGACCAUACCACCGCCGUUUUUUUUUCAGCCGCAGCCAGUGCAAUCGGUCCCGACGGCCAGGCCUCAAAAACGGCAGUUCGACGUGGCUUCACUGUUGGCCCCGGAUCCCCCAAAACGACAGCGGACCGCUACCGGCAGCAGCGAUGAGGAAGAUGAAGCUCGGUCCUGGGAACCGGGUCUGUUACAGCGGUAUUACGAACAGCAGAUACAAGCCGCACACCGGUUGCACGCUUUCCGUCAGACGUUGGGCCUGCAAAGGAUGAUCGGCCCUUGGCCCACCGUGAUAGUUGACCGGAAUCAGACGCCGACUCCACCACCUCAACAAUAUACGUCACCCGCGGAUGAUCCAAUCAAAACCGAAAUGGUCGACUAAGGAGGAGCUUGGUAAUGCAUUUUGGUACGUGUUUUGUUACUGAGAAAUGGUAAUAAACCAAAAAACUACUACUUCCUUUGAUCAUUUUAAAUAUCACAAGUCACCGAAACCGUUUAUUCCUCAGCAAAGUUUAUAUUAUUAUUUUUAUAAUUAUAUAAGUUUAUUUGAAAGCUAAAAAAAUGAAUUAUUUAUAAUAUUUUUAUCGGUCAACCUCAAUAUUGAAUGUAUAAUUAUCUUUUUGUUUUCUACACGUUAAAAUUCAGUAUAACCCAAAAGCAAUAAAACAAUUGUUUAGAACUUUUAAAUUGUGUUUCCAAAAUGAUUUGUGUAAUAGUGUACUAAUGAAAAUUGCAAUCAUAGCCUAUGUAAUAAAAAAUAUAUAAUAUAUUUUAGUUUUGCUAAAUUGAUAAGAAUGCAUAUGAUAUUAUGAAUAA